Colletotrichum graminicola M1.001 is the source of this 3246-nucleotide messenger RNA. Its product is annotated as ubiquitin elongating factor core. Gene Ontology annotation, cellular component: ubiquitin ligase complex; cytoplasm; nucleus. The coding region runs from base 1 to 3246 and encodes 1081 amino acids. NCBI's taxonomy places the organism in Eukaryota, Fungi, Ascomycota, Sordariomycetes, Glomerellales, Glomerellaceae. The record is from RefSeq and is a predicted model, not a curated record. The transcript has 7 exons. Gene Ontology annotation, biological process: protein polyubiquitination. Gene Ontology annotation, molecular function: ubiquitin-ubiquitin ligase activity.
AUGGAUCCCAACGAGAACAGCCAGGCGCCAGACGCACCUGAUUCCAGAAAGAUGAACGAUAUCCGACUUCGACGACUGGCCAAGCUCGGGUCAUCGAACAGAUCCCCAAAGCCGGAAGACGGUUCACCGAAUCCAGAGAACGAUGCCGAGACCUCGACCGCAGCCACGACGAACGAAGGCAAGGGCAAAUCUCCAGCAGAGGUCACGCCUUCCUCUACACCGACGCCCGUCCCCGCGAAUCCCUUCUCACAGCUUGGCGUCAGGUCCACUUCCGGUGCGUCGCCAACAGCCGAGAGCAGCGCGCAGAAACGAGGGUCCUCUAAGAUGGACGAUCGCGCCCCAGCGCCUGCCCCCACGAAGAAGGCCAACGUGGAAGAAUCAGUAGAAGACUUCUCGGACAGGAUCCUCAGCCACGUCUUCCGCAUCACCGUCGACCCGGAACGCCUUACCGAUAUCCACGGCCAUAAGCUGAACUUCCUGUCCGAGGCAAGCCAAGAAUUAAAAGAGAAUGGGUCACCGCUGAAGCUUACCACUGCUGUCCUCGAUAGCGCCCUUCUGGAAGCUGUGACCGCCGUGCCUGCCGACAAACCUAUUCUUGGCUACCUUCUUCCUUGUUUUAAGCGUAUCGUCCGGUCGAAUGUGGUCAAGGAGACACCCGAGAAGCGCGAGGUUUUGGAAGAAGCAAGAAGACUAUGUGUCAGCAACUGCCUGUUUGCCCUCACAAUCCCUGAUCUGUUUGGUCCCAGACGGUCGCAACCCGAGAGCCUGGACCCGUACCUGUUAUGUGGACAUGACCAGGACGAUGGAAUUUGCCUGGAUUUCCUCCGAGAGGCUGUGAAAAGGUUUCCCGAGGACGAGCAGUUCCCUGUGGCCUUUGCCGAUGCCAUGCAUUCUAUCAGCAUAAAACUGUCUGGCCUCACCAUGGAGAACGAUUACAAGCCGUACAUUAACGCAUUGAUGUCGUACACCAAGUUCCCUGCUCUGCUGAAUGCUAUUUCACAACACCCCAACUUCAUGACGGCACAGAAGUCUGGUGCAGUGCUUGAAAAAGACACUAUCUUGGGGCCGUUCUUCCGGAUUUCACCCUUGCAGUCUGAAGUCACACUGACGUACUUCCCCAACCCGCGAGGCUUGGACCGGAGCCGCGCAGCACCAUCCCAAGACGCCUUGCGAGCCAUUUUGCGAGUUCACCAGGACGAACUCUUUACUAUUGCCAAUGCUUUCAUCCGAGCAGACACCGAUACGCGGGCACGGGUUCUCGAUUGGUUUGCUUCUGCAAUCAACGCCAACCACAAGCGUAGGGCGAUGCAGGUCGAUCCCAAGGAAGUAUCGUCAGAUGGUUUCAUGAUGAACUUAACUGUUGUCCUGGACCGGUUCUGCUCACCUUUUAUGGACACCACGUUCUCAAAGGUUGACAGAAUCGAAGUGGAAUACUUCCGGCGCGACCCCCGCGUCGACAUCAAGGAAGAAACGAAGCUUAAUGCUGACCAGUCGGCAUCUGAUGCAUUCUAUGCUAAGAAAGUGGAAGGCAACUCCAACUUCAUCACCGAGAUCUUUUUCUUGACCCUUGCAGCACAUCACUAUGGCAGUGAGGCAACAAACUCGAAGCUCAAAAGCUUGGAGCGCGACAUAAAGUGGUACGAAAAACAUCUGACAGCUAUGGAGGCCGAACGGCCGAAGGUUCAGAAUCAACCGGCACAACUUGCCAUGUUUGAGUUGACUCUCAAGAGGCACACGACCGUUCUGGAGAAGGCCAUUGCAAUGAAGUACGCCAUUGAGGGUGUGUUCUUGGACGAGAAGAUGCAGGAGCUAUCGCUUCGCUUCAUGCGAUACGUGGCUGUUUGGCUGCUUCGUCUGGCUAGCCAAACAAACUACACACCUGACAAGGACCUUCAGCUGCCGCUGCCCGCCGAGGCACCCGAAGCUUUUGCGUGUCUCCCGGAAUACGCACUUCAAGACGUAGUGGACAACUUCAAAUUUGUGUAUCGCUAUCUCCCCCAAAUCAUGCCAUCCGCUGUUGGCAGCGAGAUGAUUGCACUGUGCAUUGCGUUCCUCCGCUCAUCCGAGUAUAUCAAGAAUCCCUACCUCAAGUCUUCUCUGGUCACUCUGCUUUACUCUGGAACCUGGCCGUUCAUGCACUUCAAGAAGGGAGUUCUCGGCGAUCAGCUCUAUGGAUCGAAAUUCGCAAACGAAAACCUCUUACACGCGCUCAUGAAGUUCUACAUUGAGGCGGAGUCGACUGGUGCCCACACCCAGUUCUACGACAAGUUCAACAUCCGUUAUGAGAUCUUCCAAGUCAUCAAGUGCGUCUGGGGCAACGACGUUUACAAGCAGCAGUUGACGAGAGAGAGCAAGGUCAACCGACAGUUCUUCGUUCAGUUUGUCAACCUGCUGCUCAACGACGCCACCUACGUACUCGACGAGGCAUUGACGAAAUUCCCCAAGAUCCACACGUUGCAGCAAGAACUGGAGUUUGGCAAUAGCCUGUCUGCACAGGACAGGGAGAAGAAGCAGGAAGAGCUGCAGGGGUUGGAGGGCCAGGCAGGCUCAUACAUGCAGCUUGCUAACGAGACACUGGCAAUGAUGAAACUCUUCACGUCGGCACUGGCGUCAGCCUUCACCAUGCCCGAAAUCGUGCAGCGCCUGGCUAGUAUGCUCAACUACAAUCUGGAGACGCUGGCGGGCCCCAAAAUGGGCCAGCUCAAGGUGAAUAACCCGACAAAGUACCACUUCCAGCCUCGAGUUUUGCUUUCCGACUUUGUCGACAUCUACCUCAACCUGGGCUCGUCACAGGCGUUCAUCGACGCGGUCGCUUCGGACGGCCGUUCGUACAAGCCCGAGGUGUUGGACAAGGCGGGCUUCAUUCUGUCGAAGCGGAGCAUGAAGGAUGCCAACGAGCUCGAGCAGUUCAACAGCCUGAAGGCCAAGUUCCAGGAGUCGAAGCAGAUCUCGGACCAGGCGGAACUCGACCUUGGCGACAUCCCGGCCGAGUUCGAGGAUCCGAUCAUGGGCGAUCUGAUGAAGGACCCCGUCAUCUUGCCGUCGAAGCACAUUGUCGACCGCGGCACCAUCGUGCAGCACUUGCUCUCGGACCCCAAGGAUCCGUUCACGCGUCAACCGAUGACGGUGGACGAUGCGAUUCCUCACACGGAGCUGAAGGAGAAGAUUCAGAAGUGGAGAGAGGGGAAGAUUGCGGCCGCUAAAGCCAGGGCACAAGGCGAGGCAAUGGACACGACGGAGGGUUGA